Molecule: messenger RNA, 1161 nt
Organism: Homarus americanus (American lobster)
Lineage: Eukaryota; Metazoa; Arthropoda; Malacostraca; Decapoda; Nephropidae
Product: extensin-like
Exons: 3
Coding region: 1-1161 (386 amino acids)
Source: RefSeq, a predicted model, not a curated record
AUGGUGAAGAAGAGAAGAUAUAAUUUUAUGCGAAAUACUUCCCGUUCACACACAGCACCAGAGUUAACUCCAUGUGGCAACCUGCAGGUAGUGACGUCUCCUGGGACCUCAGCAGGAGGCCAGUUACCUCCCAGACCACCAGCAGCAGACCAAUUACCUCCCAGACCACCAGCAGGAGACCAUUUACCUCCCAGACCACCAGCAGGAGACCAUUUACCUCCCAGACCACCAGCAGGAGACCAUUUACCUCCUAGACCACCAGCAGGAGACCAUUUACCUCCCAGACCACCAGCAGGAGACCAUUUACCUCCUAGACCACCAGCAGGAGACCAUUUACCUCCCAGACCACCAGCAGGAGACCAUUUACCUCCCAGACCACCAGCAGGAGACCAUUUACCUCCUAGACCACCAGCAGGAGACCAUUUUCCUAGACCACCAGCAGGAGACAUUUACCUCCCAGACCACCAGCAGGAGACCAUUUACCUCCCAGACCACCAGCAGGAGACCAUUUACCUCCCAGACCACCAGCAGGAGACCAUUUACCUCCUAGACCACCAGCAGGAGAUCAUUUACCUCCCAGACCACCAGAAGGAGACCAUUUACCCCCCAGACCACCAGCAGCAGACCAUUUACCUCCCAGACCACCAGCAGGAGACCAUUUACCUCCCAGACCACCAGCAGGAGACCACCCAGACCACCAGCAGGAGACUAUGUGCUCUCACUGUUGCAACAAAAGAUGGUCCUCCUGCUCUUAGCUCCCUCCAGCACCACCAUCACCUCCUCUUCACAGUCACUCAAAACUUUAACAAGGGAUUCACUCUUGUCUCGCCAGGUGCUGAGGGUGAGUACCAGGGUGAUGGAGAGUACCAGGUUGAUGGAGAGUACCAGGGUGAUGGAGAGUACCAGGGUGAUGGAGAGUACCAGGGUGAUGGAGAGUACCAGGGUGAUGGAGAGUACCAGGGGGUGAUGGAGGCUGGAGAGUACCAGGGUGAUGGAGAGUACCAGGGUACCCAGGGUGAUGGAGAGUACCAGGGUGAUGGGGGGUACCAGGGUGAUGGAGAGUACCAGGGUGAUGGAGAGUACCAGGGUGAUGGGGGGUACCAGGGUGAUGGAGAGUACCAGGGUGAUGGAGAGUACCAGGGUGAUGGGGUACCAGGGUGA